UGAUGGGCACUGAGAGACUGGACUGUGUUAUACAUGCAGGGUGUGAUUCAUGUGGCAUGUUCGAGCACAAGGGCGGACUGACAACUCAUGGGGCCCCCGGGCAAUAGGGGAUCAUGGGGCCCCUGUGUCCUUGCCCAAACUCAAAAAAGCCUAUGAAAAAGGUACCAGGGGCAUCUCAUGGGGCCCCCUACUGACCCCGGGCCCUCGGGCAGUGCCUGAGUUUCCAAAUGGUCAGUCUGCCCCU
Molecule: messenger RNA, 244 nt
Organism: Staurois parvus
Lineage: Eukaryota; Metazoa; Chordata; Amphibia; Anura; Ranidae
Source: the annotation of a GenBank genome assembly